Chaetura pelagica (chimney swift) is the source of this 3515-nucleotide messenger RNA. RefSeq names its product KIAA0319-like ortholog. NCBI's taxonomy places the organism in Eukaryota, Metazoa, Chordata, Aves, Apodiformes, Apodidae. The transcript is spliced from 20 exons. The record is from RefSeq and is a predicted model, not a curated record. Gene Ontology annotation, cellular component: cytoplasmic vesicle; plasma membrane. Gene Ontology annotation, molecular function: protein binding. Bases 1 to 3330 code for a protein of 1109 amino acids.
AUGGAGAAGAGGUUGGAAGCCAAGUUCAGCACUACUGCCCAACUCCUGUCACGAUCCUGCCUGGGAAGACCCGCAGGGGAGCUGAGAAGUCUGCAGCUGUUGUACCUGUGGGCUUCCCUGUGUGCCUUGUGCUCCUCAGCAGAUGCAAACUGGAACAGAUCUAAAUGUGAGCCAGAGAGGAUCCUGUUUGGUGGCCGAUUGAGGUGGUGGGAAGAUCACAAUUUGCAGCUGCUGGAAGGAUUUCACACUGUUGGGUCCUGCCAGGCUGCCUGCUGCCACAGCCCCACCUGUGAUGCCUUUUGGUUCUUGGAAAAUAUGUGCAUCCAGGUGAACUGCACUGUCCCUGGCACAUGUCGGGCAGACAGGACUGGCUUUUCUGACUCUGUUUUGGUGUUUCUUAAGAAAUCAAAAAGCACACAGCACUUCUUAAAGUUUCCAGCAGAAGGUGGUGUGAAGACCUGGCAUCACAAGUGGUUGGACUGGGACAUCCCUGUCCUGGUGAAAAGCAGACUGCAGAGGUCGAUCCAGAAGCGGAGCUUGGCAGGGGCCAGGGUGGAGCUCCUGAGGAGGGAUGUGGCAGCGAGCCCCAGCAGCCAGGCUGCAGCCACAGCAGCAGACAGCAGGUCUGGAAGCAGCCAAAGUGAAGCAGAGCACUUGAAGGAUCAAGUGCUGAGGCGCUUGGUGGCAGACAGGCCUGUCCCUGAAGGACAUCCAGAUGAACACAAAGACUCUCUGACCAAGGGACAGAAUCCAGGAGAGCAGAAAGCCAAAAGCCCGUUUCCUCCUAAAAGCAAUAAUGUGACUAGACCAAGUGAUGCAGAGGCUGCUGGCUUGCUGCAGACCCACCCAGGGACAUCUGCACCAGAACCAUCAGUGCUCGCUACAUUCUCCAGUCCUGUAUCACAGGGCUUGGCAGCCACAGGCAAGACGGAGACACCUGGUCAGCCAGAUGACCCUGUGGUCCAUCCCCCCUCCUCAGCCAGCCCCGUGCCCCCAGCACCUGCUGUGCCAAGUGGAGUGCCCACAAACAGCAGUGUUCCCACCACCCAGACCAGCACUGCUGCAACGCCGAGUACUACUGCUGCCACACCAGUUAUGAAGGAGCUGGUGGUUUCUGCUGGAGACAGCGUGGAAGUGACCCUGCCAAAGAAUGAAGUUCAGCUGAAUGCGUUUGUGCUUCCUGAGCCUCCACCUCGAACCACUUAUUCCUAUGAGUGGGAAUUGAUUACUCAUCCAAAAGACUACAGUGGGGAAAUGGAAGGGAAACACUCUCAGACCCUUAAGUUAUCUAAGCUCACUGUUGGUCUGUACGAGUUCAAGGUGGUGGUGGAUGGGGAGAACGCCCGUGGAGAGGGUUAUGUGAACGUCACUGUGAAUCCCAAGCCUCGGGUCAACCGGCCUCCUGUUGCCAUCGUGUCCCCCCAGUUCCAGGAGAUCUCACUGCCAACCAUUUCCACUGUUAUUGAUGGCAGCCAGAGCACUGAUGAUGAUAAAAUUGUCAGCUAUCACUGGGAAGAGCUGAGGGGCCCUUUGCGGGAGGAGAAGGUUUCCAGCGACACUCCCGUCCUGACACUGACCAACCUGGUACCUGGGAAUUACACAUUCAGUCUCACAGUAGUGGACUCAGAUGGUGCAAGCAACUCCACCACUGCCAACUUGACAGUGAACAAAGCUGUGGAUUAUCCUCCAGUGGCAAAUGCUGGCCCAAACCAGGUGAUCACCCUGCCCCAGAACUCCAUCACCCUCUAUGGGAACCAGAGCACCGAUGACCACAGCAUCGUCAGCUACGAGUGGCUGCUCAGCCCCAACAGUAAAGGGAAGGUGAUGGAGAUGCAGGGGGUGAGGACACCAGUCUUGCAGCUCUCUGCAAUGCAAGAAGGUGAUUACACUUAUCAGCUGAUUGUGACUGAUUCUGCUGGACACCAGUCCACUGCAGAGGUCACUGUGAUAGUCCAGCCAGAGAAUAAUAAGCCUCCAAAGGCAGAUGCUGGUCCAGAUAAAGAAUUAACUCUUCCUGUGGACAGCACCACUCUAGAUGGCAGCAAGAGCUCAGAUGACCAGAAGAUAGUCUCCUUUCUUUGGGAAAAAACACGGGGCCCAGAUGGUGUCAAGCUGGAGAAUGCCAACAGCAGCAUUGCCACUGUAACAGGGCUCCAGGUUGGGACCUAUGAGUUCACUCUGACAGUUAAAGAUGAGAGGAACUUGCAGAGCCAAAGCUCAGUCAACGUCAUUGUCAAAGAAGAGAUCAACAAGCCACCAGUUGCAAAGAUUGCUGGUAAUGUUGUCAUCACCUUGCCCACAAAUACAGCGGAGCUGGAUGGGUCCAAGUCCUCUGAUGAUAAGGGAAUUGUCAGCUACUUGUGGACACGGGAUGAGGGCAGCCCUGCAGCUGGGGAGGUCUUAAAUAAUUCAGACCAUCACCCUGUCCUUCUCCUGUCCAAUCUGGUAGAAGGGACCUACACAUUCCACCUCAGAGUAACAGAUGCCAAAGGAGAGAGUGAUGUAGAAAGGAGCACAGUGGAAGUCAAACCUGAUCCUAGGAAAAAUAACCUUGUGGAGAUAAUUCUGGAUGUUAAUGUCAGCCAGCUGACGGAGAGGCAGAAGGGAAUGUUCAUCCGACAAAUAGGCGUCCUGCUGGGGGUGCUCGACUCAGACAUCACUGUGCAGAAGAUCCAGCCAUACACUGAACAAAGCACGAAGAUGGUGUUUUUUGUGCAGAACCAGCCCCCCCACCAGAUAUUCAAGGGGCGAGAGGUGGCCUGGACCCUGAAAAACGAACUGCGGAAACAACAGUCUGACUUCCUGAUCUUCCGGGCCUUGGAAAUCAACACAGUCACCUGUCAGCUGAACUGCUCUGACCACGGGCGCUGCGACUCCUUCACCAAGCGCUGCGUCUGCGACCCCUUCUGGAUGGAGAACUUCCUCAGGGCGCAGAUGGGUGACGGCGAGAGCAACUGUGAGUGGAGUGUGCUGUAUGUGAUCAUUGCAUCCUUCCUCAUUGUGGUUGCCUUUGGAAUCCUGUCCUGGAUGGUGAUCUGCUGUUGCAAGAGACGAAAAGGAAAAUCCAAAAGAAAAAGCAAAUACAAGAUUUUGGAUGCAACGGAUCAAGAAAGUCUGGAGUUAAAACCAAAUCCCAAAGCAGGUGGCAGGCAGAAAGGCCAGGUCCUCAACACGAGCCUGAUGCACUCGGAGUCUGAGCUGGACAGUGAUGAAGCCAUUUUCACGUGGCCUGACCGGGAGAAAGGGAAGCUGCUCCGCAGCCAGAACGGCUCCCUGAGGAACGGACAAGUGCAGCUCAAAGCCAAGAGCCAGAGGGAGGAGAUCCUAUAGCUGCCCUGGGCGGCCCCGCGGGGAAAGGCCACUCCCGUCCCUGUCCUGCCAGGGCCUCUGGAGGCCAGUUUGGUUAGGACAACGCUGCUAACUUGUUUCACAGAAAAUAACUUUGGUUUUGUGGGUUUCUUUUCAUUCAGUUAAAACUGGUUGUACUUGAAUUUGGACUCCAAGGGAAAUCAAAG